AUGGAAGUAGCUUUCAUUAUUAUAUUUUUACAAUUUUCCUUUUUGGAAGAAUUAGUAGUUCACUCAAUGGAUACAGGAGAAAGCAGUAUGAACGCUAAGGGCAAGGGAGGUGAAAAAGCUGCAGGAUCAAAUCCAAGGGCAAAAGCUACAAAUUGGCCUGCAGUUAUAUCUGAAUUUCUCCUUGAUUGGUACAUUGAGAAGAAGCUGGCGAUGCCUCCAAAAAGUGUUUUCAAGAAGAUGCAUCACACAACUUGUACAUCUGCCGUAAACUCCAAAUAUGGCACUACCUAUACUAUGGAUCAAGUUCAGCGUCAUUGGAGGUGGCAUAAGGAUACUAGUUGGGGACUUGUGGCUAAGCAUAUGAAUGAGAGUGGCGGUGGCUGA
Molecule: messenger RNA, 384 nt
Organism: Miscanthus lutarioriparius
Lineage: Eukaryota; Viridiplantae; Streptophyta; Magnoliopsida; Poales; Poaceae
Source: the annotation of a GenBank genome assembly